This is a messenger RNA of Phalaenopsis equestris, 2771 nucleotides long. Its product is annotated as gamma-tubulin complex component 2. Gene Ontology annotation, molecular function: microtubule minus-end binding; gamma-tubulin binding. The record is from RefSeq and is a predicted model, not a curated record. Gene Ontology annotation, cellular component: spindle pole; gamma-tubulin small complex; centrosome. The coding region runs from base 493 to 2616 and encodes 707 amino acids. Gene Ontology annotation, biological process: mitotic cell cycle; microtubule nucleation; cytoplasmic microtubule organization. The transcript is spliced from 22 exons. NCBI's taxonomy places the organism in Eukaryota, Viridiplantae, Streptophyta, Magnoliopsida, Asparagales, Orchidaceae.
CAAUAUUUUUUACAAACCGCAAAGAAUUGUUGGUUCUCUUCACAACUUUCUUUAACUUUCUCUCUGAAAGCCUUCCUCGCCACUUCUUUUACUCGCUCCCAGUUGCACUGAGCGAUCAGGAUUGCCCCCAGUCCAACUCCGAUGCCGCCAUCGCUGGUCAUUUUGCUCUACGAUCCUACGCCGCCGAUCUAGCACUUUUUUUUUUCCAACUUUGAUGGAUCGCUGUCUCUCCCACCAUCGCCGCUUGGUUCGCUGAUGACGCCGCUGUAACUUCCCCCAAUUUUGACCUCUUUCGCUGCUUUAUUCACCGUCCACGCAGCCGGAACUAUAAUCCCUGUUGUCGAAGUUUGAUCCAAGCCGCCUAUCUAUCCUUCAAAUCCCGACUCCCACCUCCGGUAACUCCUCAACUCCCCGAAUAAGUAUUCCUCGCUUUCCAGCUUCCUGAACUGACAGGGUUUUGCAAUCAGGUGUCUCUUAGCUUACCUUUUCUAAAUGGAUCCAAAUUUGGCUACUCCUAAGUGGAAUUUAGAGCGGCCCUUUCUCACUGGACGAUUCCACCAGGAUACCAAACUUCCCAAUGCUACUUCUGGAACAAAGCCCUACUCCUUGGAGUCAUUAAGUCGUGGUUGUGAGAAUGUUAUUGGAUCAUACCCAGUUUCGGUUCAGGAACUGUUGGUCAUUGAUGAUUUGCUCUCUGCUCUCGUGGGCAUUGAGGGGCGUUACAUUUCGAUAAGGAGAGCACGGGGAAAGGAAGGUCAUGUUGUCUUUCAGAUUGAUCCAUCCAUGGACUUAGCCUUGCAGGAGUUGAUACAGAGGUUUUUCCCUCUUUGUGAAGCCUAUGCGCUAAUCAAUUGGUUUGUUGAGACUAAAUCACAUUUUGGGUCUGGUCUUGUGAACCAUGCACUCGCUGCUGCAAUGAGAGCCCUUCUUUUGGAUUACCAAGCCAUGGUUGCACAGCUCGAGCACCAAUUUCGCCUUGGAAGACUUUCUGUACAAGGUUUGUGGUUUUUUUGUCAGCCAAUGUUGGCAGUGCUACAUGCUUUAUCCGUCAUCAUCGAAAAGGCAUCUUCAGGCAAUUUGUUUGGUUCGGAUACUCUCAACCUCUUGCAAAGCCAGGCUAAGGCCAUGGCUGGUGAUACUACAGUCCGUGCAUUGCUUGAGAAGAUGACACAGAGUGCAAGUUCUCCAUAUUUGUCUAUAUUAGAGAGGUGGGUCUAUGAGGGGGUUAUUGAUGAUCCGUACGAUGAAUUUUUCAUUGCUGAAAACAAGUCACUGAAAAAGGAAAGUCUUACACUAGAUUAUGAUGCCAAAUACUGGCAACAGCGCUACAGCCUCAAAGAUAGUAUUCCUAGCUUCCUUAGAAGUGCUGCAGGAAUGAUUUUGACUACGGGGAAAUAUUUAAAUGUCAUGAGAGAGUGUGGACACAAUGUUCAGGUGCCCCCUUCAGAAAAUUCAAAAUUGACAAGCUUCGAGUCAGAUCAUCAUUAUCUGAAAUGUGUCAAAAUUGCUUAUGAUUUCGCAAGUUGUGAACUGCUAAAUCUUAUUAAGGAAAAGUAUGGCCUGAUUGGAAAGUUGAGAUCUAUGAAGAGAUAUUUUCUUCUGGACCAGGGUGAUUUCCUUGUCCAUUUUAUGGACAUUGCUAUGGAGGAACUUGUUAAGAGGCCUGAGGACACAUCCGUCGAAAAGCUUCAGACACUUCUCGACCUUGCUCUCCGCUCUACAGCUGCUGCUGCAGAUCCCUGUCAUGAGGAGUUGACAUGCUGUGUGGAAAGAGUGUCACUGCUCAGGAAGCUGUCUACGUUAAAAGAUCUGGAGAGCCCUAUUCAUGCUGGUGCUAGUAAGCCUGCUUUCGACAUUGGUGAUCCGCUGGAGCCUAUAAGCAUCACUGGCAUAGAAACAUUCUCUCUGAGUUACAAGGUGCAGUGGCCUCUUUCACUUGUCAUAUCAAGAAAGGCCCUGACAAAGUAUCAGUUAAUUUUUCAAUUUCUGUUCCAUUGUAAACAUGUUGAGCGCCAACUUUGUGUGGCAUGGCAAGUACAUCAAGGUUUCCGUUGCUGUAACAUAAUUGGGACAAGCAUCUUACGGUCUUCUAGUCUCUGUCGUAGCAUGCUUAAAUUUAUCAAUAGCCUUCUUCAUUAUUUAACAUUCGAGGUUCUAGAACCAAAUUGGCAUCUUAUGCAUGACCGACUUCAAACUGUUAAGAGCAUAGAUGAGGUGAUCCAAUUGCAUGACUCAUUUCUUCAAAAAUGCUUGAAAGAAUGUCUUCUUCUUUUACCUCUGCUUGUGAAGAAAGUGGAAAAACUGAAGUCAAUAUGCCUUCAAUACGCUGCUUCCAUCCAGUUGUUGGUGCCAUCCAUCUAUACAAGUGAUGUGGUUGAUUCAGUAGAGUUUUAUAGUUUUGGAUUAGGAAAAUCAAAGGAAAGGAAAACAAGAGGAAGAAGUCUGGCUCCAAAAGCAGCUGAGAACCCCAUAUUCUUAGAUUCUAUUAUGAAAUUUGAGAACGAUUUCAAUGUCGAGCUUCAGAGUCUCAGGCCUAUUCUUAGCAGCGGUUCACAGACUGAGCCAUAUCUGACUCAUCUGGCACAAUGUAUUCUAGGUGUGGGCGGUGACCAGUGAGUUACUUCCCAGAGUUCCAGAUUAUUUCUGCAUGCGAGUUCUUACUUUUUUUUUAAUCUUUCUAUUCAUAGAUCAUUUCCUCCUAGGAGUACCUAACUAUGUGACAUUGUAUGGUUUUCUAUUCUUUCAUUAUGCAUAGAUCAUUGAUUUUCUUA